AGAAAAAUAACCACCGGUUCAAAUUCAGUCUUGGUUCUCGAGUCUUGAACUCUUCCUUCUCUUGCACUCUUCCUUCUCUUACACUCUUCUUCGAUCGCACACCCACGUCUCUGUGCAGUGUGUAUAAAACACCCCAACACUCACUCAUGUGGUCACGCACCAAUUGUCCCUGCAACUCGUUCGACGAAAGUCCCAAUUCACAUUCAUUUCACACUCUGGAAACCCAUCAUCUCAAACUUUCUUUUGAGGCUUACAGAAAUGUACGUGGUUAAGAGGGAUGGGCGCCAAGAACCUUUGCAAUUAGACAAGAUUGCUGCCCGUCUACAGAGGUUUAGUUAUGGGCUCAAUGCCGCGCACUGUGACCCGGUGCUCGUGGCACACAAGGUCUGUGCUGGGGUCUACAAUGGUGUCACCACCACACAACUUGAUGAGUUGGCUGCUGAGACUACGGCGUCUAUGGCUACAAACCACCCUGACUAUGCUUUGUUGGCGGCUAGGAUCUCUGUUUCGAAUCUGCAUAAGAGUACAAAGGAGUCAUUUUCGGAAACGAUUAGAGUCAUGUACAACUUCUUUGAUAAAAGGUCUGGGAAGAAGGCUCCUCUGGUUGCUGAUGAUGUUUAUGAAAUAAUUAUGAAGAAUGCUUCACGCUUGGACAGUGAGAUCAUUUAUGAAAGAGAUUUUGAUUAUGACUACUUUGGUUUUAAAACUCUAGAGAGGUCCUACCUUUUAAAGGUAAAUGAGAAGAUUGUGGAAAGGCCGCAGCACAUGUUGAUGAGGGUUUCUGUUGGUAUACACAAGGAUGACAUUGCGUCUGCUCUCCAAACCUACCAUUUGAUGUCCCAGCGUUGGUUCAUUCAUGCUACUCCGACCCUUUUCAAUGGAGGAACUCCACAGCCCCAAUUGAGUAGCUGCUUCCUUAUGUGCAUGAAAGAUGACAGUAUUCAAGGAAUUUUUGAUACAUUGAAGGAAUGUGCUAUUAUUAGCAAAUCAGCUGGAGGGCUUGGUAUCUCCAUUCAUAAUGUUCGUGCAACAGGUAGCUACAUUCGUGGGACAAACAGUACUUCGAAUGGUAUUGUGCCUAUGCUUCGAGUGUUUAAUAGCACUGCUCGUUAUGUUGAUCAAGGGGGGGGCAGAAGAAAGGGUGCUUUUUCCAUAUAUUUGGAGCCAUGGCAUGCUGAUAUAUUUGAUCUUCUAGAUCUUAAAAGGAACCAUGGCAAGGAAGAACAUCGGGCUCGAGAUCUAUUUUAUGCUCUCUGGAUUCCUGAUCUCUUCAUGGAAAGAGUCCAAGGUGAUGGGAAAUGGUCUUUGUUUUGUCCAAAUGAGGCUCCUGGCUUAGCUGAUCUUUGGGGUGAAAAAUUUGAGAAGUUGUACACCCAAUAUGAGGACGAGGGUAAGGCAAAGAAGGUUAUCCCUGCAAGGAAACUGUGGUUUGAGAUAUUAAAUUCGCAGAUUGAAACAGGAACUCCAUUUAUGCUUUUCAAGGAUUCUUGUAAUAGGAAAAGUAACCAGCAGAAUCUGGGUACCAUCAAGUCUUCAAAUCUUUGCACUGAAAUUAUUGAGUUCACAAGUCCAACAGAAACUGCAGUUUGUAAUUUGGCAUCCAUUGCAUUACCCCGAUAUGUCAAGGAAAAGCAGGUGUCUAUUGACACAAACUCUUGUAAGAUGAUUGGAUCUAGAGAUUCAAAGAACCGGUACUUUGAUUUUGACAAACUAGCCGAGGUUACUAAAAUAGUUACUGCAAAUCUCAACAAAAUAAUUGAUGUCAAUUACUACCCCAUUGAAACUGCAAAGAGGUCAAAUUUACAGCACAGACCUAUUGGUAUUGGAGUUCAGGGUCUUGCAGAUACUUUCAUUCUUCUUGGCAUGCCAUUUGAUUCGCCAGAGGCCCAACAGCUAAACAAAGACAUUUUUGAAACUAUUUACUAUCAUGCAUUGAGAGCUUCUACUGAUUUGGCCGCAUUAGAUGGUCCCUAUGAGACAUAUCAUGGCAGUCCUGUGAGCAGGGGAAUUUUGCAAGUUGACAUGUGGGGUGUAACACCAUCAGAUCAAUGGGACUGGGGUGCUCUUAGGCAAAUGAUCUCAAAAAAUGGACUGAGGAAUUCCCUUCUAGUAGCACCUAUGCCAACCGCUUCAACCAGCCAGAUUCUUGGUAACAAUGAGUGCUUUGAGCCUUAUACAUCCAACAUAUAUAGUCGCAGAGUUUUAAGUGGCGAAUUUGUUGUAGUGAACAAACAUCUACUUCAUGAUUUAACGGAAAUGGGUCUUUGGUCUCAUGCUGUUAAGAGCAAAAUAAUUUAUGAGAAUGGCUCGAUCUCAAACAUCCCUGAGAUUCCUGAGGAGUUGAAAGCUAUUUACAAGUCUGUCUGGGAAAUCAAGCAGAAGACCUUGGUUGACAUGGCUGCUGAUCGUGGGUGCUACAUUGAUCAGAGUCAGAGUCUGAAUAUUCACAUGGAUCAACCUGACCUUGGAAAGCUUACGUCCCUGCACUUCUAUGCUUGGUCUAAGGGUUUGAAAACGGGAAUGUAUUAUCUAAGAACACGAGCUGCAGCGGAUGCUAUCAAAUUCACUGUUGAUAUCUCUGCGCUUAAUAACGAUAAUAAUAACAAGGUGGAUGGUGAUGUUAAUGCUGAUAUGCCAGAAGUUUGUUUUCUGCAGAAUCGAGAGGAAUGCAUGGCUUGUGGAAGUUAAGUCCCCUCUCACCUCCACCUCUUAUCGUCAAUGUCUGAAUCAUGUCCUUGUUGACGAGAAGUGAGAUGAAUGGA
Molecule: messenger RNA, 2762 nt
Organism: Prunus avium (sweet cherry)
Lineage: Eukaryota; Viridiplantae; Streptophyta; Magnoliopsida; Rosales; Rosaceae
Product: ribonucleoside-diphosphate reductase large subunit
Biological process (GO): deoxyribonucleotide biosynthetic process
Cellular component (GO): ribonucleoside-diphosphate reductase complex
Molecular function (GO): ATP binding; ribonucleoside-diphosphate reductase activity, thioredoxin disulfide as acceptor
Source: RefSeq, a predicted model, not a curated record